AUGUUGGACAUCAAUCUGUUUAGAGAAGAGAAGGGCAACAACCCCGAAAUCAUCCGCGAAUCUCAACGCCGUCGUUUCAAGGGCGUCGAGAUCGUCGACGAGGUCAUCCAGCUUGACAAAGAAUGGCGUCAGCGUCAAUUCGAGCUCGAGAAUCUUCGGAAAGAGUUCAACAAGAUCAACAAGCGAGUUGCUCAACUAAGGAUUGCUGGCGAGGAUGCAACUGACGUGAUUAAGGACACAGAGGAAAAUAAGAGGUUGGCGGCAGAGAAAGAAGUAGAAGUUAGAGAAGCUUUAACACAGUUGAAUUCAAAAUUGGAAGUCAUUGGAAACCUUGUGCAUGAUUCGGUUCCCAUCAGUAAUGAUGAGGAAAAUAAUGCUGUGAUUAGAUCAUGGGGUGAGAAGCGAAUGGAGCCAAAACUAAAAAAUCAUGUUGAGCUUGUUGAGCUUCUUGGGAUCGCAGACUUGAAAAAAGGUGCUGAAGUGGCCGGGGGUAGAGGUUUUUACCUGAAAGGUGCUGGUGUACGCCUUAAUCAAGCUCUGAUAAACUUUGGUCUUGAUUUUCUUGAGAAAAGGGGAUAUACAGAAUUGCAGACUCCAUUUUUUAUGAGAAAAGAUAUCAUGGCAAAGUGUGCUCAAUUAGCACAAUUUGAUGAGGAACUUUACAAGGUAACCGGUGAAGGUGAUGACAAAUAUCUGAUUGCUACAGCUGAACAGCCACUUUGUUCAUAUCAUAUAGAUGAUUGGAUCCAUCCAUCGCAGCUACCCUUAAGAUAUGCUGGAUACUCGUCUUGUUUCCGUAAAGAAGCUGGUUCACACGGUCGAGAUACCUUGGGAAUUUUUAGAGUUCAUCAGUUUGAGAAAGUUGAACAGUUUUGUAUUACAAGCCCAGAUGGAAGUGAUUCUUGGGAAAUGCAUGAGGAAAUGAUCAAAAACUCCGAGGAUUUUUAUAAAUCGUUAAACCUCCCCUAUCAUGUAGUCGCAAUCGUUUCUGGUGCUUUGAAUGAUGCCGCAGCAAAGAAGUAUGAUCUGGAAGCAUGGUUCCCUGCAUCUCAGACAUACAGGGAGUUGGUCUCUUGUUCAAACUGUACAGACUACCAGUCAAGAAAACUAGAAACUCGAUAUGGACAGAAAAAGAGCAAUGAGCAGACAAAGAAAUAUGUUCAUUUAUUGAACUCCACUCUUACUGCGACUGAGAGAACCUUGUGUUGCAUUCUUGAGAACUACCAGAGGGAAGAUGGUGUGGACAUACCAGAAGUUUUACAACCUUUCAUGGGCGGAAAGACCUUCCUACCUUUCAAGAACAAACCAGCCCCGGAAGUCAAAGGGAAGAAAUCAAAGGCCUAA
This is a messenger RNA of Prunus armeniaca (apricot), 1344 nucleotides long. The record is from the annotation of a GenBank genome assembly. Lineage: Eukaryota; Viridiplantae; Streptophyta; Magnoliopsida; Rosales; Rosaceae.